This is a messenger RNA of Emericellopsis atlantica, 2033 nucleotides long. RefSeq names its product condensation domain-containing protein. The transcript is spliced from 2 exons. Lineage: Eukaryota; Fungi; Ascomycota; Sordariomycetes; Hypocreales; Bionectriaceae. Gene Ontology annotation, molecular function: phosphopantetheine binding; catalytic activity. Gene Ontology annotation, biological process: amino acid activation for nonribosomal peptide biosynthetic process; secondary metabolite biosynthetic process. Bases 201 to 1922 code for a protein of 573 amino acids. The record is from RefSeq and is a predicted model, not a curated record. Gene Ontology annotation, cellular component: cytoplasm.
CUGAGAAGCUCCCACCGUAUAUGGUGCCAAGAGUGUAUAUGCAGAUGGACAAGAUACCCAAGACAGCCUUGGGCAAGACCGGCCGCCGAGCAGUUCGCGGGUUCAUGGCUGAGGAAGGCUUCCAAAUUAUGGGGAAUGACUAUGCCGAAACAUCAGAACCCGGAAGGGUGCAUGGCGAGAGGUAAUCUCUUGUCCGUAGAAUGUGGGCGGGCGUGUUGGGCAUGGAAGAAGCCAGGAUCGACCGACAAGACAACCUUUUCGACUUGGGCGCUGAUUCCAUCAGUGCUAUGAAGCUCGUCGCCGCUGCGAGGUCGGAGGACCUUCACAUUCGGGUUCUUGACGUCUUCCAAAACCCAGUAUUGUGGAAAUUGGCGGCGGCCACCAGCCUUGCCAAUGGAUCAGCACCUCAACGGGCGUCACAGCAAGUCUACCGCCCUUUUCAGCUACUCGGCAGCGUUCCAGAUAUUGGCGUAUUUCUUGAAGAGGUCGUGUGUCCAGUCACAAGAACGCCCAAGGACUCGAUAGUGGACGCCUUCCUAGCGACUGAUGCCGUUGCGUUCAAUGUCGUUGGCGCACUGACGUCUUCACAGACCGAAGUCAAUACGCUCUUUCUCGAUACAGAUGCUGUCCUGGAUCUGGAUCGAUUGCGGCAGAGCUAUAUAAUGCUGGCAAAGCAUGUGGAGGCGUUUCGAACCGUAUUUGUGCUUGAUCCCAAUGAUGGGAAGCUCCUCCAGGUCAUCCUGGAUUCCUAUCAACACAAUGUCCAGAGAGUCAAGGUGAGAGAUACCAUCGAGUCUGCCACCCAACGCCUCGCAGAGGAAGAGUUUUGCCGCCCUUUCCAGCUUGGACGCCCCAUGAUUGACAUGGCCAUCCUCCAUCACGAGCAGAGCAGCAAGACACGCGUACUGUUCCGAAUGUCGCACGCCCUGUACGAUGGACCAUCCCUCCCGAUCAUAUGGGACACGCUUCAUGCGUUGUACGAUAGGCAGGGCGCCUUUGAGACACAGCUGACCCCAUUCUCCGCCUAUCUUCACGAUCUGCUACCGCACACGACCGACAAGAGCUACACCUACUGGCGAGGCUUGCUCAAGGGAGCCGAAAUGCCCGCGCUCAGCACAGUCACCAAGUCCAACACCCAAGGACCCGUGCCGAUGGCCUUUACAGGGAACAAAACCGUCGCAGUGUCGAGAUUGAAGGAUACGGGCAUUACCAUCUCGGCCGUCAUCAACUGCGCCUGGGCGCAUGUGCUGGCCCAGUACACGGGGAGUGACGACGCGGUGUUUGGUGACACGAUUUCCGGCCGAAACCUGGUGGACCCUGUGAUAUCGAGUACCCUCGUCGGCUGCUGUGCCACCCACGUCCCAGUGCGGGUCAGAUUCGACAGGUCCGGCAAGCAGACCCUUCUCGAGCUGUUGCACCAGGUGAGAGAUCAGCAGCGAUCUCGAAUCGCGCACGAAGGGCUCGGCUUUCGUGCAAUCAUUCGCGAGGCUAUGCCCAAGCCCAUGCUAGCUCUCGACAACUGGCAACCGGCCGACAAACAUGGGAAGCAUAGUCCGCAGGAAGAGGUUGUAAAGAAGGGCAAAUUCUUGGAACAGACAGUCGAUACCGGUCUUACUACGCUCGAAGAGAUCUGGUUCUCCGUUUUUACUCCCAAGGGCGGAAAGGCAGAGUCGGCGCUGGCCGAAAGUGGUCCAACACGGGAGAUGCGGCAGAUGCCGUUCUACGACCUGGGGGGAGACUUGCUCGACGCUGCGUAUUUCGUUGCACUGAUUGGAUGCCGCAGAAAGACCUCGAAGCGGUCUUUGAAUGGGCAACACGCGACAGAUUCGGACGCAGAGGUGACGAUCGAUCAUGUGAUUAUUUAUCCCAGUCUGGGAGAGUUUGUUGGCUUCUUGCACACAAGGCAGAUCUCGCUGGGCUGAAGCGGAGUCACACAAUAGGCCUCUGGACAUCAAUCAAUAAACGCAAUGGCUAAAGGGACAAGGUACAGCUUUGCGGUGGGUGAUAAUCGAAUAGUUACAAGGCAGCCACGU